Messenger RNA from Parastagonospora nodorum SN15, 2122 nucleotides. RefSeq lists its product as hypothetical. The coding region runs from base 101 to 2122 and encodes 673 amino acids. Lineage: Eukaryota; Fungi; Ascomycota; Dothideomycetes; Pleosporales; Phaeosphaeriaceae. Gene Ontology annotation, molecular function: sodium:proton antiporter activity. Gene Ontology annotation, biological process: sodium ion transport; vacuolar acidification; proton transmembrane transport. Gene Ontology annotation, cellular component: early endosome; fungal-type vacuole membrane; late endosome. The record is from RefSeq and is a predicted model, not a curated record. The transcript is spliced from 5 exons.
GCCCGCCCUUGGUGCACCAGACACCAAGCAGCCACCUUUCCACUCCCGCGCGCACUUUGCAGACGGCGACUGCUGAUGAUCCCGCGACGGUAGACACACCAUGGCUUCGGUGCUCGGAUGGUGGGCCAUCGGCCAGAUACUCAAGCGCGAUGCCGUCGACGCAGACCCCGACGAAGAGCCAGAGGCAGGCCAGAAGGAGAUAUUCACAUCAUGGGCGCUGUCCAUCCUCAUCGUCCUGCUCAUAAUAGCCCUGUUCACGAGCUAUAUUCUCCACACACGGAAAAUACAAGCCGUCCACGAGACCGUCCUGUCCAUUUUUGCUGGUAUGGUCGUUGGCCUCGUGCUGCGACUGACGGCAGUGGCAUCAGUGCGAGAUGUCGUGAGCUUUGACUAUCAGAUGUUCUUCAAUCUACUCCUACCACCAAUCAUCCUUUCUGCUGGCUAUGAGUUACACCAAGGGAACUUCUUCCGGCAUAUCGGCGCCAUUCUUACCUUUGCUUUCGCUGGAACAUUCAUCUCAGCCCUCGUCCUUGGCCUGAUCUUGUUCCUCUGGACCAGAAUCCCUCUCGAUGGCUUCCAGAUCAAUUUUGUUGAAGCCAUGUCGGUCGGCGCCACACUCUCCGCCACCGACCCCGUCACCAUUCUUGCCAUUUUCGACACGUACAAGGUCGAGCCAAAGCUCUACACCAUCAUCUUUGGAGAAUCCAUCCUCAACGAUGCCGUGGCUAUUGUCUUGUUCGAAACUGCCCAAAAGUACAAAGACGGCGCCGAGUCACUCGGCAUACUGAGUCUUUUCGAGGCUUUCGGCAUCUUCUUUGGCGUCUUCUUUGGAAGUUUGUUCAUCGGUGUCAUGGUUGGAAUUGGCGCAUCGCUGAUGUUGAAGUUUACCUAUGUGAGACGCUUCCCAAAGACGGAGAGCUGUCUGAUCAUCCUCAUCGCAUACUUGACCUAUUUCUUCUCCAACGCCAUCCACAUGUCUGGUAAGCAGCACACUCUUCUUAACAACCCCUCGACUUACACCACUCUAGGAAUCGUGUCUCUGCUUUUCUGUGGCAUAUGCCUCAAACACUAUGCCUACCACAACAUGUCUCGCCGCACCCAACUUUCCACCAAGUUCGUCUUCCAAGUCACGGCGCAAUUGGCGGAGAAUUUCAUCUUCAUCUACUUGGGUCUGUCGCUCUUCACCGAUGACAAGCUCGAGUACAAGCCACUCUUCAUCCUGAUCACAGUAGCCGGAAUUUGCGCCGCGCGAUGGUGUGCCGUCUUUCCACUUUCCAAGCUCAUCAACGCAAUAUCAAGAUAUCGCCAGCGUCGUCGUGGCGAAGAGGUAGUGGAAGAAAUUCCUUAUGCUCACCAAGCUAUGAUUUAUUGGGCCGGACUGCGGGGUGCGGUAGGUGUCGCGCUCGCUGCAGGUCUUACUGGUAACAACGGCGACACCCUACGGGCGACCGUGUUAGUUGUAGUAGUGCUAACCGUUAUCAUCUUUGGUGGAACCACGGCGCGCAUGCUAGAAAUCCUAGGCAUACGCACAGGCGUCGUCGAAGAAAUCGAUUCCGACGACGAAUUUGACAUUGAGGUUGUCAACGGCGGCAUGUACGCCCGUAACAAGGGCCAGGCCAUUGGUCACACACCGCGCCCCGGCCAGAACGGCUUCACAUUGAACAACGUCAACGGUAACGAAGGAACGUACUCCAGCGGUGCGUUUGCCCAUAACAGCCCUCCAACACGACCCAACGGCUUUGCAAGCCGCCGUAACUCAAGUCGCCAGCGCCGCAUAGACGGCGCAGACCAAGGUCUUCUCAGUCCUGGCCACAGUGGCUCCGAAGAAGAUGAUAAUGACCUCGACCUCCCGCCCAAUGCCCGCCGCUCUCCCAACCGCAACCCAUCGCCCCUGGGCCUCUCGGCUGAUGCCGCCAUGUAUCCUACAUCAGGCCAUAGGGCGGAUGAGUCCGGCGCGGCCGAAGGAUCGAGUAGGAUGGCAACGGCAACUGGUGCUGUCAAGCAACUGUUCAACGAAUUAAGUCAUGAUCCUGCAAACGCCUUCAAGCAGAUCGAUGAUGGCUUUCUGAAACCACAUUUGUUGUUAGACCCAGGGAAAGGACCUGGACCAAAUAAUGUGUGA